AUGGAUGUCAACUUCUACGAUCCUGCGAGACACAUUCCGGAGCAGUCGGGGAGAGUCUUCAUCACCACUGGUGGAACCGCUGGUUUAGGGAAGCUCGCCAUCCUUGCCCUUGUCGGUCGCAAACCAGGUCAUAUCUACUUCGCCGGCAGAAACAAGUCGGCUGCGAAGUAG
Molecule: messenger RNA, 171 nt
Organism: Aspergillus clavatus NRRL 1
Lineage: Eukaryota; Fungi; Ascomycota; Eurotiomycetes; Eurotiales; Aspergillaceae
Exons: 2
Coding region: 1-171 (56 amino acids)
Source: RefSeq, a predicted model, not a curated record